UUUAAUGAUUGUUCGUUUAUAUUUGUAGGUUAGGUUUAAGUCAACAAAUUUGUUGUAUUUUUUAAAAAUUUAUUAUUAUCAACGAAUAGUGGAACGCGUCUCCACAAUGGAUGGCAUACAUAUAUAUGACAAACAACUAAAAUUUCAAGAAAAAAUAUCUGCUAUACAACAGGAACGAUCUAAGUUGGAGCGACAAUUUUAUACAAUAACCAGAAAUGACAAGAAGCUUCAUUCUUUACAAAAUACCAAACUGCGAUCCUAUUGGAAACAAAUAUGUGCUAGAGAAAACACUGCGCGGCAACGAAAUGAAGAACUACUGGCAGAUUUUUCAAAGUUGAACUUGAAAAUUUUAACUUUACAAUCCCAAACCAACAAGCUUCGUAGUAUGAAGAAAGAAUAUGAAGAAAAAGUAUCAAAAUUAUAUCCUAAGUGGAAAUACGAGGUUGAGGUUGCUGCUGCAAAGAAACAACUACAAAACAAAGGGUUUGGGAAUUUUAAUUCAUCACAGUCAACUUUGGUGCCAACUAUUCCUACUUCAAAAAAGCCUCUGCAGUCACAGCCUCAAGCACCUGCAUUCACAAGUUACAUUGCUGAAAAUGCAGAAUCAAGUUUAACAAGUCAAUCAUCUCAAAUUUCUCAAAAUCAUAUGGUGAAAGAAGGAAACAUAGAGAAUGUUCAUAUCCCUCCACUGCAACUCCCAUUGUAUUCAGAUAACGAACAAUUACCUAUAGCAGCAAAAUCAACUUCUUUUGUUAACAAAGACCCAAUCAGUUCAAACUCCAUGAGCAAGUACGAACAACCAACUCUUGUAAUCUCCAACAAUGCCGAUAAUGAUGGUUCAGCUCAUUCUCAAUUAAAACUAGAUACAUCCACACCCACCCCUGUAUCAGCACUACAUUUUGAAUCUGACAUUGAUCAUAAAAUUGAUGAACAACAAUCUGAUUUAGAUUCAGUGACAACCCCAAGUUCCGAGUCGGAUUCAUUUAACAGUGAUAUAGAAAACGCAUUGGAAACCCAAACCAAACCAACGAAUUCAAACCAAACAAAAUCUUUCGAACAUUCUCUUCAUUCAGAACUUGUGAAACAGGACCCACCAUCAGAUCACCAUGCUACCAAAAUUGUUAUUCCAAGUCCACACGAGCCAGCAGUUUUUGAAAAUAACGAAAGCAUAUUAAGUGAAAGCUUAACAACUGAAACAUCUCCCCGGACAGAUGCUCCGCUUACCUCAAGCUCGGCAUAUCAAGCUUUGCUUAAAGGCCAUGGUUUGAAUCUAUCAAGUACACUGGGUGAAGGUGGUUUUGUGGAAGAUGAUAAUGACGUAGAAAAUCUACUUUCACCGGUUGGAACUUCUCGCUUAAAUAGGUCAUCUGGUGAAAGUGAUGAAUAUAUCUCAGAACCUGAUUUAAAUCCAAGCAAAGUUGAACCAAGUCCACCCACUUUACCUACAAUACCACAGGAGGAUAAGUUGCAGCAUCAAACUCAGAAAAAAAUCAUUCCUAAAAAGAAACCUAAAGCUCCUUGGGACACAGAAUCUGAAUCAGAACAACACUCAAUUGAUCAUCCAAGUGACAAUGAUGAUGAUUUUGACUUCUAUGAUUCUUCACGGUCACCAAUGGCGAAUAAAAGCUGCUUUGUUGUUUUUUUCUGGUUCGCUUCUAAUCGUGGUUAGUUGACCCGUUGUAGUAUAAUCCUCUUGUUCCACCUUUUAUGAAACGAUUUUUUCGUCUUCCUAACGUAGGCUGCUUCUCACCGCAUAUAUCUAGGUAAAUACCCAGCCGGCUUGGUUAUUGAGAAGUUCACGUGUGUUGAUUGUACAAUCCACAAUGUCACACAUAUUUCGUUUAAUCUAUAGUAUACGGUUUAGAAUUGUUAAACAAUCCAUAAUGGACGCUCUUUUGAAGGAUUUUCUUGGUUGCAUCAUAAAAGGACUUUAUAGUAUUCCCAUGUAGGUUUGUAGUUACCAAAUGGAUGGCAACCCUUUUUGGUAAAACAAUCAUUAUUUCAGUAAAAAAGAGGACCAUUCCACCUAUCAUUCAAAUAAGCGCUUCACUGUCAAACAGAUGCAUGUUCGUGUAUUACGAUCCACCAUGUCAACAUAGCCGAAAUAUUCUAUAUGAUGCACAGCCUCUACACCUUUAAUAACGACUUCGUCUAGGUUGUAAAUAAGUUGCUUGGGGAACUAAACAAAUUUUCCAUCUUGACGGCUGUAUAUAUGAAAACGAUCUUACUACAACAUGUAUAUGUCUCCUUAUGCCCCAUACAUUAUAUAACCUUUGUCCGACGCUGUGGUUUAGUGGUUAGCGCGCCUGCCUGUAACCCAGCAGAGGUAAUGGAUUCAAGGCUCGACGCUGCUUCCAUUGUGGGCGUAUGUGUCCUUGGGCAAGACACUUAAUGCCAAUUGCUCCAAGACAUAUAGCUAAAACGUUCUGCCUGUUUCUCGUAUUCCCAACAAUACGUAACUUAGGCAGCACUCAACGUAUUCGGUUUAUUCACUCUC
Ciona intestinalis (vase tunicate) is the source of this 2497-nucleotide messenger RNA. The record is from RefSeq and is a predicted model, not a curated record. NCBI's taxonomy places the organism in Eukaryota, Metazoa, Chordata, Ascidiacea, Phlebobranchia, Cionidae.